Molecule: messenger RNA, 3059 nt
Organism: Struthio camelus australis
Lineage: Eukaryota; Metazoa; Chordata; Aves; Struthioniformes; Struthionidae
Source: RefSeq, a predicted model, not a curated record
UCUAAAGAUGCUAAAACUAUCUGCUUUGCAGGAGUGACAACUGUCUUGACAAUGACAACGCUGAGUAUCAGCGCACGUAACUCUCUCCCCAAGGUGGCCUACGCCACGGCCAUGGACUGGUUUAUAGCAGUGUGCUAUGCCUUUGUGUUUUCGGCUCUCAUCGAAUUUGCAACCGUGAAUUACUUCACAAAGAGAGGUUACGCAUGGGACGGCAAAAGCGUCGUUCCUGAAAAGCCAAAGAAAGUGAAGGAUCCUCUCAUUAAGAAAAAUAACACAUACACAGCUGCAGCUACGAGCUACACCCCUAAUAUUGCAAGGGACCCUGGGCUGGCAACCAUUGCUAAAAGUGCAACAAUAGAGCCCAAAGAAGUUAAACCAGAAACAAAACCUGCAGAACCCAAGAAAACUUUUAACAGCGUCAGCAAAAUCGAUCGACUAUCAAGAAUAGCCUUCCCAUUGCUUUUUGGAAUCUUUAAUUUAGUCUACUGGGCUACCUAUUUAAACCGGGAGCCCCAGCUAAAAGCCCCAACUCCACACCAAUAACCUCAUUUACUCACAUAGUUCUGUUUUGUGUUUUGCGCUGGGAAUUGCUUUUAGUUUCCACAUAUAGUAAUUCCCGUUUGCUUCAUUGCCUCUGUCUUAAAGAAAAUAAAGGUUUCUUUAUUUGACAAAAAGUAAAAUAUAUCUAUAUACUUAAACAAAACCCCGUGUGUGAAGGAAAGAACAAUGUGAGCAACAUGCUUUUAAAAAGUGAUUCUGAAAAAGAGAAGGGAAGAGGUCUAGCAAGGAGAAACAGGAAACCAUUUGCAGGUAGCGUAUUACUGAAUGUCCCCAAAAGAUAUUGUAUAUGUACGUGAAAAAGAUAUUUUUAUUCAAAGGAUUUGGGGGAGUGGGAAAGUGUUCUUUAUGACGUUCAUGUUGCACAUACUAUACUGUACUUACCAUUUAUUCAAGCACUGUUUAUAAACUUUUCAAGGCUGUAAAGCUUUCCAUUUGUUGAAUUCCAUAAGAUAUCUUAUUUUCCUAGCUUUAUUCCCUUCUAUAGGCCAAACUACUUGACUUAUAAUAUUAAAUGAUCUUAAAAGAAAAAGGAAAUCUGCUCACUCUAGGUACAGUUUAUCACUGUAUAGCACAUUUGAUCUAAUGGUAACAAAUGCUUUAAUCUGCUGUCUUACUGCAGUCUUGUUCUAAGCAUUAAGUUGUCACUAGACUAGAUGUAAAACCUGUUGCACAAUCAAAUGCAGAUCCCAAGUCCCCUUUGUCUCCUGUCUAAUCCAAACUACUCCUGGAGGCUUUUACAGGUAGCUUUUACACAUCACUAUGUUUCAGAGAGUUAAAAAUAAAACAAAAAAAGUUUUGCAAGCUCUAGAUAUGUUGAAUGUACUCUUUUAUAAAAUGAUACAUUAAAAAAGCUUUAGAUUGAAACUUAUGGAUAGCAGAAAGACAAAAUAUAGUAUUUAAAUAUAUGUAAAUAUGCAGCAUGAGAUUGUACAUUUUUUUACUUUUUUAAAGUUGUGUUCUUAAAACAUUGUGUAGGAUUCACCUCUUAGCUCUUAAUAUGUUGUUAAAUGCUCAAUAAAACAUAUUUAGAGCCUGGAUUAAAAAAAAAAUAAAUCAGUGGUACUGGAAAGCCUAAAAAAAAUACAUAGAAAGUGCUUGGAAUUAAUUCCAUUUGUAAAGUGGUUUACUGUACAGUAGCUUGCAAUUUGACAAUGUCAUCCAAUGUAUACUAUUAGAUUAAUGACUGGUUUGCUCAGGUCAUGCGUAAAUACUAAAGUAUGGGAUUAUAUUUGGUAGGUAAAAAUGGUGAAAUAUUUGUUAAGACAGAAGUUCAUCUGUAUAUUACUGCUAUAUUUGCUGAUACAUAACUGUUACAAUAAGCGAUGUAAUAUAUGUAGCAUUAAAAACAAAAAAAUCAUACACAACAGAAUGUACAGGAAAAUAGAUUUUAUUGAGUAAACUUACUACAUUUCAUUUUUACUGUAGCAAUAUAUUUGUAGGAACAAUAUGUAAGGGCUUUAAAUACAAGAUGUCCAUUUUGCAGGUAUUGUGCUCCCUUUAAAACAAUUCUAGUCAGUGUCGGUACUGCUGAUUCUUAGAAAUACAAAACGUCAGAUAAGGAAUUUUCAAAGAGCUAGGAAGACUGGUGGAUUUUUGCAAGCAUCGAUUCAGAAACUGUUAAUAUAUGGUAUUGAAUAAACUUAAAAAUAAUGCUACAUGAGCCUUCAGAGAAAGAGCUAAUGAGACUCAAAUUUCAUAUUCAUGUUUCAGGCAAUGUUUUAUAAACUUUCUCAAUAAAUCAAGAAGAUGCCAUUCUACAUCUAAAAAAGAAAAUAGUUAAUCUUUUAUUUAAAAAAAAGAUUUUUUUUAAAAUCAUGCUUCAUUGUCUAACAUUUAGUCUUGUCUAAACUUGAUAAGUUAUCUGAUUGGAGCUUAAUAAAAGGGGGUGUUUCAUCUUCUGGUAUCGUGUAGAUAUAUGUAUAGAAAAAAAUAAACUAUGGCUCUUUAACUUCUGUGUACUUGUUUAUCUUGUUAUUUUUGGCGUUAAUCUAGUGUGUCCAUUUAGGGCAUUUUAUCUUUCUAACAAUUCAUAGCUACCUUUUGGUCUGCAUUUUGCACAUUAGAUGUGAAUAUUACUUAACUAGUCUGCUUUUUGCUAUGCAAUGACUGCAUUAUAUCACCUCUUAGUUUGUUAGUCUAUGAGAAUAGUAUUAUACUGUAUAAACUUGAUUGCACAGUUUAUCAAAGACAAGGUAUUCUCUAUGUAGCUUUUUUACAGUGCUUUGCUAAACCAUGUAAUAAUAGUAAGUCUUCCUUGAAAAUAAUGAUACACUCUUAUAGAGGACAGUUUCUGUUUACUCCUGGGAUAAUUUUAAAAAAGAUGACAUUGAAUGUUUAUUGCACCUCAGUGCAGUGAUGUGGCAAUAAAAUCUAAAUCUAAUAGAGGUUGUUUAUGGCAGAAGCAUGUAUUGCUUUACAGAGUUUAGCAAAAGCUCUUUAUUUUAUGUCAGACUGUAAUUCUAUUAUAAUAAUAAAGCUAAAAAUGUUCAAUAAUGACA